Messenger RNA from Closterium sp. NIES-65, 2799 nucleotides. The record is from the annotation of a GenBank genome assembly. NCBI's taxonomy places the organism in Eukaryota, Viridiplantae, Streptophyta, Zygnematophyceae, Desmidiales, Closteriaceae.
AUGAGUCACUGCUGGUGCAAGUGCGAGGCGGGAGCGGGGCAGUGCGGGCCCAAGGUACCGAAGCUCAAGACGCUCUUCAACGCGCACAAGAACCUAGACGACUCGUCUCUUCGCCGUGGAGACUGGGAAGCCGAACUCCACGUCAUCUGGGAGGUGCGUUACAAGUCGCGAGAGGUGCGUUACAACUCAUGGGAGAUGCGUUACAAGUCACCGGAGGUGCGUUACAUGUCGCGGGAGGUGCAUUGCAAGCCACGUGAGGAAAUAGGAGAGGAUAAGCUGAUUCGCUCAGAAGACCUGCGAUCGGCCGUUGCAGACGCUGUGGAUAGGGCCUAUGAGAAGGCAGUGCGGGAGGCAGUGCAGCAGCGUACAGAGCUGGAGGAGGGUGUGAGGGAGGCGGAGCAACAGCUGUACGACCUGCUGGGGCCCGAUGCAGAGUGCCUCGUGGCUCCCCAUGCCCUGCCACUGCAAGAGCGGCUGGAUAUCAACCUUUCCCACCUGCACCAGCUGGAAUCCCCAAGGGAGGAGGGCAAGGAGUGGCUGGGAGGGCUGGUGGUGCUGGCAAAGCUGAGGCAGCGACUUAUCUGCCGGAGCUCAUCGCUGCACCUGUCUUUCGAGAUUUCCCCGAAUCCCUUCCUCUUUCCUCCAUUUGUACCCCUCCAUUCUGCAGCAAAGGGAGGAGGGCAAGGGGUGGCUGGGGGGCCUGGUGGUUCCGGCGAAGCUGAGGAGGAAACUCAUCUGCCUGCGCUCCUCGCUCAAAGGCAGGAGGGGAAGGGGUGGCUGGGCGGGCUGGUGGUGCUGGCGGAGCUGAGGAGCCGUCUCAUCUCCCUGCGCUCCUCGCUGCACCUGCCACCACCAGAGAGCGAUGCUGACAUGCAGGACGUGAGCCAUGGGGGUUGCAUUGAUUCUAGAGAGCACAGUGGAGGCUCUUCCCAACGCACACUCAGUCUCUCCUCUUCUCUCUCCAUGACGUUGCAGGAAAGUCUUUCUGUUGCUGGCUCGCAGGUCCCUUCUCCCCGCCCCCACUCUCCCCCUUCUUUCCGCCACCCCCUCUCCCCCUCCGUCCGCCCCCUCACUCACUCCUCCACGUCCCUCCUCCCCUCCUCUCGCUCCGCAUCUAAUCUCCUCCGCUCGACCACCCCCCCUCACACACCACGCUCUCAGUGCUCCAACCGAAGCAACAGGGACGGCGUUAGUGAUAGAGGCACUGGGUGGUUGAGGAGCAGCGGUGCUGGUGCUGGGGCAGCUGCCGGUGCUGUUAUUGCCCUUCCUUCUCCUCCAUCUCCUCCCUCUCCUCCCUCCGCUCCUUCCCCUCCCUCCCCUCCCUCACCCCCCACCUUCCACCCUCCUGCGUUCUUCCCUCCUCCAUUAACCCUCCCGUCACCCAAACCUGCACGACCUAGCCCCUUGACUCCCACCCCACCUGUCUUUUCUGUGCCAUGGGCUGCAAAAUCAGCUACUGCUACCACUGUUGCUGCGAGAUCAGCUGCCAUUACUGUUGCUGCUAAACCGGCCCCUAGUGCUGCUCUCGUUACACGCAGCUUAAGCUCCCCCUCUGCUUCUAUGUCACUGGCCGACGUUGUUUCCUUAACCCAUCAUUCGUCUAACGAGGAUGGCUCUCUAAGUGUGGGAGCAGGAGUAGGAGCGUCCAGCACAAGGGGAAAAGGAGGUGCGCGAUCGGCUGUUUUGGCAGCAGUGGCGGCAGCAGAGGCUUCCAAGAAGGAGCGAGAGGAGCAAGAGAAGGAGGAGGAGGAACGAGGAGCAGGAGCAGCAGGAGCAGGACAUGCUAAAAACUUGGGCUCUGCUGCUGCAGCUUCGUCUACAGCUUCCUCUGUGCCUCCCCGUCCCCCCCCUCCCCCUCCUCCGCCUCGCCCUCCCCCUCCUCCUCCCUCCCUCCCCUCCUCCCACAUCCCAGCCUCCUUUUCCCUCCCGGACCUCUCCCAGUCGUUCGGAGAUCCUCGCUCAGCGUAUUUCCAGCAGAUAGAGGCUGACGUGGUGAAGCAUGCAGACGCCAUCUGGCAGGCGAAGGCUGACCUGGAGGCCUUCCAGACCACCGAUUUCGAAGAGCUGGUGGCGUUUCGAGCCAAGAUAGAGUCGCUUCUCCAAGACUUGACGGACGAGACUCAGGUGCUACAACGAUUUGAGGGCUUCCCCAGCAGCAAGCUGGAGCUGCUGCGAGCGUCGGCAUCGCUGCACUCGCGCCUCUCCGCCCUCUCCCGCGACCUGCUCUCUGCGGUGCCCAUGAGCAACAACGACAGGGGAGGGACGCCCGGUGCUGGUGGAGGUGCUGCUGGUACUGCUGGUGCUGCAGCUCCGGCGUCAGUGGCAGCGGUGGGAGUGUGUUUGGACCGGUGCGAGCGGCUGUUUGAUCGCGUCCGGAGGGAGGUGGAGGCAGUAGAGAGGAGCAGGGAGGAGGACGCUAAAAAGUUUGCAGCGCAGCGGCUGCCGUACAGCAGUGGUGCCAUCGAGAGGGUGAAGGCGGCUGCGGUGCGCCUCUCCUCUCGCCUCUUGGAGCUGUCAGCUCAGGAGAGCAUGAAGCUGAGGGCAUCAGUGGAGCCGGUGGAUGGGCGCAUUCCUGUGUACGAUGUGCCUAGAUUGAGGGCGUCAGUGGAGCUGGUGGAUGGGCGCAUCCCCGUGUACGAUGUGCCGCGAGUCAAGGCGGGCCUGUUUCUUCUCUGGCGCUGCUUCCAGUUCGCAUUCCGGGCUUACAAUUUUGCAGGCGGACAGGAUGAAACAGCGGAAGAGCUGGCUCUCACAGUGGCCAAGGAGAUGGAAGCGUACCCAGCUUACAUGUGGGGAUGA